This is a messenger RNA of Humulus lupulus (European hop), 2012 nucleotides long. RefSeq names its product cytochrome P450 78A6-like. The record is from RefSeq and is a predicted model, not a curated record. The transcript has 2 exons. Lineage: Eukaryota; Viridiplantae; Streptophyta; Magnoliopsida; Rosales; Cannabaceae. The coding region runs from base 113 to 1759 and encodes 548 amino acids. Gene Ontology annotation, molecular function: iron ion binding; monooxygenase activity; heme binding.
AAAAAAACGAAAUCUUUCUUCUUCUUCUCUCUCUCUCUCUAUAUAUAUAUAUAUAUAUAUCUGAAACGAGCUCACUCAAGUGAGUCAGUUCAUAUAAACCCCCUUUUCCGCCAUGGAAACACAGUUAGAAAGCUUCUGGGUUUUGGCUCUGGCCUCAAAAUGCUCAACCUUUUCUUCCCAAAAUGUCCUCAUCUUCCUCUUGAUUUGCAUGGCUUGGAUAUCCAUCGCCGUCCUCUACUGGUCUCAUCCCGGCGGCCCAGCUUGGGGUAGAUACCGUUACCGAAACAGAGCUCGCAAACCCAACUCAUCUUCUUCUUCUAAAACUACGAAUAAGAUUAUCCCUGGUCCACGAGGAUUCCCAGUAAUUGGAAGCCUGAACCUCAUGGCCAACCUGGCUCACCGCCGGCUCGCCACCGUGGCGGAGCGGCUCGGUGCAAAACGGCUCAUGGCUUACAGCAUGGGCGAGACUCGGGUCAUAGUCACUUGUAACCCGGACGUGGCUAAAGAGAUUCUAAACAGCUCAGUUUUCGCCGACCGACCAGUUAAGGAGUCGGCUUACAGUUUGAUGUUCAACCGGGCUAUCGGGUUCGCUCCGUACGGAGUUUACUGGCGGACCCUCCGAAGAAUCGCGGCGGCGCACUUGUUCAGCCCGAAACAAAUAUCCGCCGCCGAGAAACAGAGGUACGGAAUCGCUUCUCAAAUGGUGGACGUCAUUUCUCGUCGUAUGAGUUCAGAAAACGACGAAGGAGUUUGUGUCGUUCGUGAUAUACUUAAACGGGCCUCGCUUCACAACAUGAUGGGCUCGGUUUUUGGGCGCGAAUACGACUUGGGCUUGGGCUGGGCCUCGAAUGAGGAGAGCGAAGAGCUUGGUCGGCUCGUGGACGAAGGUUACGACCUUUUGGGGAAGCUUAACUGGUCCGACCAUCUCCCAUGGCUGGCUUCGUUUGACCUUCAGAAAAUCCGGCUCAGGUGUUUUGAAUUGGUUCCCAAAGUGAGCCGGUUCGUGAGCCGGAUCAUUGGUGAGCACAGAGCCGAAUCUUUGGGUACCAAAACGACACAUGACUUUGUUGAUGUUCUUCUCUCUCUUAGUGGUCAAGAUAAAUUGUCUGACCAUGACAUGAUCGCCGUUCUUUGGGAAAUGAUAUUUAGAGGAACCGAUACGGUGGCAGUUUUGAUAGAAUGGAUACUCGCGAGGAUGGUACUCCAUCCAGACAUCCAAUCAAACGUACAGAAAGAGCUUGACCAAGUCGUUGGAAAAUCCAGACCGUUGAUUGAAUCAGAUAUCUCAUCACUAGUCUACUUAUCAGCAGUGGUUAAGGAGGUCCUGAGGCUUCACCCACCGGGCCCACUUUUAUCGUGGGCCCGUUUAGCAAUCACAGACACUGUAGUUGAUGGGCUUCACGUCCCAGCUGGAACCACAGCUAUGGUCAACAUGUGGGCCAUAACUAGGGAUCCAGAUGUGUGGUCCGACCCGCUCAAGUUCGAUCCGGAUAGAUUCGUGACACGUGGGGAGGCCGACGUGGAUUUCUCGGUAAUGGGUUCAAAUCUGACGCUAGCUCCAUUUGGGUCGGGUCGGAGGACUUGCCCCGGAAAGGCUCUGGGCCUGACCACUGUGACUUUCUGGGUGGGUACGUUGCUCCAUGAAUUCGAGUGGGUCGGGUCGGAUCUUGACCCGGUGGAUCUUUCUGAAGUGUUGAAAUUAUCGUGUGAAAUGGCAAAGCCUCUGGCUGUGAAAGUUCGUCCAAGGAGAAAGAAUUAAUGCAUGAAUAAGAAUAACAAAGCUACUGGGGUUGAGUAAUAAAUAAUAACUACAAUGGCCUAAAAGAGAGAACACAUAACUGUAAAUAUAGAUAUAUAUAUAUAUGUAUAAGUGUGAGAAAUAUGUAUUUCUAUAUAUGACAAUCUUUAUGAUUGUGAUCGAUGGAUCUUGAUAUGUAGACAUAUAUUUAUAUAUAUAUAUUAACUUGUGCACGUGUGCUUGCUUUGACAAUAUAUAUUAAUUUGGAGAAAAA